Molecule: messenger RNA, 1611 nt
Organism: Jatropha curcas
Lineage: Eukaryota; Viridiplantae; Streptophyta; Magnoliopsida; Malpighiales; Euphorbiaceae
Product: F-box/kelch-repeat protein At3g06240
Molecular function (GO): protein binding
Source: RefSeq, a predicted model, not a curated record
UGCAUUAGUUCUAUUCUAUUUUAACCAACAUAGUAGUCUUCGUUGACCUGUUCCACAGAUGAUGUUUGCUUUUAGUUGGGCUCUCGUCUUCCCCGUUGCAUUUAUGACUCUCAUCGGCAGAUGCAACUAGCCCUAAAUCGGAUUGCUUAAUUUUUUCACAGCUUUACUCCUGAAACAAUUUGUAAUCUCACAACUUAAGCACAGGAGAUAUAUGAAUCUUUGUUCGGGCGUGAAGCAGGAAAUGCCAAUUCUCAACUGAGCAGAAUGGAGAAGGCCAAGAUAAAAAAGGCAGGAUUGUUGUUGGAUAUUCCUUAUGAUGUACUGUAUGACAUACUACUAAGACUACCUGUAAGUUCACUCAUACGAUUCAAAGCUGUGAACCGAUACUGGCAUUCUUUGAUUUCAAGUCAUGGGUUUGCCGUUGAACAUUUCAAUAUUCAAGCUAAUAGGGUAAGACCUAGCCCUCGUAGAUAUGGAGUCAUCCAUGUAUCAAGCAUUCUGCAACAACAACUGCCUCGUCUUUCUCUAUACAUGCACAGAAGAAUUGAAGAAGAAGAAGAUUCAGAAACUGCUUUAGUGGAGGCUGUAGGGGUUCGUAAUACUCUUGAACUGCUAGAAGAUUACAAAAGCACCCAUGACACUCGGGUCUUUGGUUCAUGUAACGGGUUGUUGCUUAUAGGUCACGAUAAUGUGCCAAAGUGCUUCGUCUUGUGGAAUCCAUUAACUGGGCAGGAGAAGAGGUUACCAUUGAAUCACUUUAGCGAUUUUCCUAUGAAUUUUAUGGCUGGCCUUGGUUAUGAUUCUUCCUCUGAUAAUUUUAAAGUGGUUGUGGGAGUUUUUGAUGGAGACACACGGUUAACCAAAGUUGCUGUUUAUAAUCUUAAGACCAAUUCCUGGGCUACGGUGGAAAAUACUGAAACCCGUUAUGAGUUUUCUUCGAACAAACCAGGGAUCACUCUAACAAAUGGAGCUCCACAUUGGAUGCUAAGGCAUGGUGAUACUGGCGGUUUAGUGAAUAUUCUAGUUUACUUCGAUUUAGUUGAGGAGAACUUCAAGGAGUUGCCACUUCCAGACGCGCUAGUAUCUCGUAAGAACAUUUUUCUGAGUUCUUGCAAAGGUUUCCUUUGUGUAGGUGGAUAUUCUUAUGUAUCUUCAAAAAGUUACACGAUCUGGAUAAUGAAUGAAUAUGGUGUGAAGGAGUCUUGGACUAUAUUGAUGGAAAUCCCAGACAUUAGACCUUGUUACCAGAUUCUAACAUUUCAACAUUUGAUGUCAUUGCGCAUUCCAAAGAAGUCUAAAGCUCUAAUAUUGUUAGAUUGGAAUAGUGUAGCCAAAUAUAGUAGUCUAGGAAGUAAGGGUACGGCUGUUUCCUUCUCUGGUGAUCAAGAAGGGUUGAUGGUAGCUGCAUUCGUGGAGAGUCUUAUAUCACCCAAUAGUUUUGGUUGAUGGCAAGAGCUCUUGCGAGGGGUUGAAAGACGAAAAAUAGGUGAGAUGGUAAUUCUUUUACCUUGGUAUCUUCAUUUUCUGUACAUCUCGUUCGCCCCCUUUAAAAUACUGAAAUAUUAUUUGGCCUCUAAAAUCCAUGUUAUAUUAGAAAAAAAAAAAAAAAAA